AUGACCCCUUUAACCUUACAAGACAUCAUUAUGAAAAGUACACUGCACCUGAAAUCCAUGUCACGCUUUGCUGCCAUUGGCAUGCCCAUCACAUGAGAUAUGUUACACUUUUACUUUGAUUUACCUGAGGCCCACAACAUAGCCUUUGGAAAACUAAGGCUUAAGGCUACUUAAAACCCAGAAUCAACAUGGGAGUGGGAUGAACUGAGGGUCAGGAGCUGGGUAUAAGAAAGGCAAUCAUUCAGGCUUUCAUGCUUAGCUCCUGCCUAAUGGAUUCCUUUAACAAAUUUUGUAGACUGGUAUAGCUCUGAGAUAUGGGUGUAGAUCUAAGAAACAUCAUUAUUAGCACGAGGAGGAGGAAGAGCUGGAGAUUAACGCUGCCGUUUACAAUUGCUAUUCAACAGGUCAAUCGGAUGCCAUCCAAUUCCUAGAUAGACAUUCACUAAACAGUGAUGGAUGACUGUAGAACAGAUCAUGUCCUGGCAAGUUCUCUAGGCUUUUCCACAACUGGUAAAAUGAAUGAAGGUGACAUGGAAAGAGGUAUGAAAAUGAAAUUGAACUGUCAGACAGUGGAGAAUAGUGUUGAGGAUAGCCCAUUCUCUGAUAAUUUGGGCUCUGAGCUCUCUUCCUAUUCAGGGGCAUCUGUAAAGGAAAAAGAAACACUUGAUGCAAAUACAGUAUUGAAAACUAUAAAAGUAGCUGGGUUACAUGAACUUGUAAUGUUAGCAGAGGAAUUCGAAUAUGAAGAGGCUACAGAGAAGAAAGAGGUUGAACAAAAAACAAUUGUUCAAGCGAGUAAUAGUACAAAUGAAGAAGCAUAUAUUGACAAGAAGAAACAUCUGUGUAAAGUAUUCAAUGAAAGGAAGAACCAUUCUAAACAUAAAGAUGAGGAAAAUACUGAAGAAGACUGUGAGAGGAACAGUGUUAUAUCGAACCAUCAUUUGUCAGAGGUGAAAUCCCGUAAGUCUGGUUCAAAUGUGCUCGAAAAAAUUGGGAAGCGGUCUUCUCAAAUGCAAAAAUCAAGAUUUCCUCAUCAGAGUACCUCUCUUCCGGAUGUAGUAAAGAUUGGACCAAGAGGUAGCACAGACUUUAGUUCUAAAGGAAAUAAUGGAGAAAGAUCUCAGAUUGCAGCUGUAGAAGAUACAGUAUCAGCAUUGGAUGGUUCAGAUCAUCAGCCAAUAAAAGUUGGAGUGACAAGGUUAAAGUGUACUGUUCCACAACCAUUUGCCCUAGCAACCGACAAAAGGGUUUCUGCAGGAGCGCUACCUGCCAAUUUAGUGGUUACUAAUGUGUCACCGUGUCCAACUGCAGGAAGUGUUCCACUCUCUUCAGUUCCUAGGAAAGACCAGUUCUCUGCAAAGCAUGAUGCUGAACCAUUAUCAAAACUGUCACACUCUGAAAAAUUGAAUUUUAAGCCAACUGGAGAUUCAAAAGUCAAGCCUGGUCUUGUUACUUCUACGUCCAGUUUCAGCUUUAGAUGUGAUGUGAGAGCUGAAAAACGUAAAGAGUUCUACUCCAAGUUAGAGCAAAAAUUGAAAGCAAAGGAGUUGGAAAAAAGGCAAUUGCAAGCCAAAUCAAAGGAGCAGCAGGAAGCUGAGUUAAAGAUGCUUAGAAAAAGUAUGACAUUUAGAGCAUCUCCCAUGCCAACAUUCUAUCACCAGGGAGCUCCGCCAAAGAUUGAACUAAAGAAGAUACCUCCAACUCGUGCAAAGUCACCUAAGCUGGGACGAAGAAAAAGCUAUCCGGAUGUAGAAUCUGAAAACAAAGCAAAUCAAACUGGCAGGCAAAGUCGUUUUAGUCUAGAUGAGAAAAAGAGCAAUGGGAGCUUGCAAAUUCAAAUAGAAGAGAACCUAAGUAAGUUAGGGAAUAAAGAUGAGAAUGGAAAGGGAACCGGCACAACUACAAGAUCAUUGAACAAAAUGUACUCUGAAAAAUAUAUCACGCCAAAGUCAAAUGCAAUGUCCCUUAGUGAAAAACAAGGAAUUAUACACAGUCCAGAAAAAGGACUUGCCAAUGGAUCAGCUGAGGAAUUUGUUACAAGCACCAUAUCAAGUAACUUGUCUGCCAGCACAGCCAGUACCUAUACUGCAAUUCCACAGAAAUUUGAAGCUGUUGAAGAACACAUUGAGGUUGAGUCCUCAGUUGAGAAUAGUGAGAUAGUACAAAUUUUGAAUGAUAGAGAAAAUAUGUCUCUGCAGGAAUGUGAGUUUGCUGAAGAAGAAAAUGGGGCCAAAUCUUUAGAUGGGCAAGAUUUGAUUGCAGAAGUGGAUGUUCAAGCUGGUAUGUUUAAGGAAUCUUUUUUUCCCGUCAAUAUUGUUCAAGAUGCCAACAACAAAGCAGCCUAUGGUACUGAAGAUUUGCAGAUUUUAGAUGGCCUCAAAUUAAAUCUCAACAAAAGUGUAUCCAAUUUCCAAUCUGAUGGACAGAAUGGGCAAAUGCAGGAAAAUAAUAUGGAUAUCAGAGAGAACAAGCUUAAGUCCAUUAGACGUUCUCAACCAGAUUCAGCUGUAGAAAACAAUGGAAAAGCAGUUAGCAACCCAAGAAAGGAACAACUCAAAGUUGUGACACCCUACUCCAAGAAUUCAAAGAGAGGAAAUGAAAAAUUGGCCUCUUCAAGGAAACUAAGAAAGGGAAACAAUGCAAUGGCUCCAAUGGCAGCAGAUGUUUCUGUACAAUCAUGAUUAUAGUUUAAUCUCCAUUGCUCUUCAAAGCCUCUAUCUGUAUUAAGUAGAGGUUGGACCCUAUUCUACAUUCAUAGGUUGUAUAGUUCAUUUGCAUUGCAUUUCUUGUGCGGAUCUGUAUUUUAUCAUUGCUUUUGAGUUAUUGGGCCUUUGUACCAAGACACCAAGGCAAAAGGCAGGAAUGGGUGAUUUGUAGGCUCUUUGUGAGCCAAGCAACUUCAACAGUGGAUCCAUGGUCACUUAGCAUCUUUUUUAUCUUGAAUAUUGGAUGAGAAAACAAGCGCUUAUCCUGUUGCAAGCUGCCAAAGUUUUUGCAUUUAUAAAGUUUUUAGCUAUGCAGGUCACAGAGCAAGCAACAGUGAUCUGUAAUAUAAGAAUAUAUUAAGUCCAUAUUGUUAACCUCCUUAAAGGGAUUAAUAUUGCAAGAGAAUAUUAAAUGUGCUGAGUUUAUGGUGGGCUGAUAUCACACUUGUACAACAUAGCUUCAUAAAAAUGUGUUUGAAUGGCUUUUAAUA
This is a messenger RNA of Cryptomeria japonica (Japanese cedar), 3196 nucleotides long. RefSeq lists its product as uncharacterized. Lineage: Eukaryota; Viridiplantae; Streptophyta; Pinopsida; Cupressales; Cupressaceae. The transcript has 8 exons. Gene Ontology annotation, molecular function: microtubule binding. Bases 453 to 2681 code for a protein of 742 amino acids. Gene Ontology annotation, biological process: microtubule cytoskeleton organization. The record is from RefSeq and is a predicted model, not a curated record.